CAUGAGACUUCUUCCACGGAGAUGUGCUCUGUGGUAUACACCGUGGCGCGAAAGAAAUACAUAGUUGUCGAUGCCAGUCUCAAAGACCGAAUGAUGCAAAUUGAUAAGAAGAUGGACGCGCUCGAUGACCUUGACCCAUCUGUCUUUGAUACUGAGAAUGUCCUCCUCUCCCUUAAUUACCUUUACUCGCCUAGCUGCAAACUCAUUAUUUGUGGGCUGGAGUGUGGGGUGACAGCUGAGGAUCUUAUGGGUUGGCUUGAGCCAUACAAACCAGUUCGUGGAGAAAACGUUCUCCAACUGUUGCAAGAGUGGAACCGGUUCGGUAAUCCGAGCGAUGCAUCAUCAAAGGAAAUGGAUUCCGCCGCGGCUUACGGGUACACCUAUCAAGACAGAACUCCGAAUCCUACAAAGUGGAAUUUGGUAUACUGUAUUCGUCGUUACUACAGAUACAGACCAGAUGAGUUCGCAUAUCUGCACUACCGAAAGGUAUCGACGCUCGGAACCCAAUGGAGCGGAAGAUAAGAGACCAUUUCGGCAUUUAUUCAGGGCCUUUAACCGAUGCAAGAAACUUGCAAGACAGCCUGGUUGUCCAUAGGAAGUUCAUUCCUAAUGGAUUUGAACUUCGUUG
Molecule: messenger RNA, 628 nt
Organism: Aspergillus piperis CBS 112811
Lineage: Eukaryota; Fungi; Ascomycota; Eurotiomycetes; Eurotiales; Aspergillaceae
Exons: 2
Coding region: 22-522 (166 amino acids)
Source: RefSeq, a predicted model, not a curated record